AUGAAGUUUGAGGGUGCUAAUUUUACUAAAACAAGAUACUCGGGGAAGAUUAUAAUCAAUACAAAUUAUUCCUCUCAUUGGAAAGAUUCUGACUGGCGAAGCUUAGAAGUGAAAUGGGAUGUGGCUGCAUCAAUUCCAAGACCUACUAAGGUUUCCCCAUGGGAAAUCGAGGCUUUGGCACCUUCAUCAAAUAUUAUCCAAUCACCUUUGCUAAAGAAUAAACGACCACGUCAUGUUGAUGAAAUUGGUUUAGAUAUGCGGAUUCCUACCCUGACUCAAGGCCAAGAAAUUGGACAGUCAAGCAGGAACUCUCCAAUGAGUAUUUCUCAGUUUAGUAAUUUUGAUGCAACCGAUUAUUCCAAGAUUUCGUCUGGCUGGGUAAUGAACUACUCAGUUCCUACCAUAACUAAGCCGAACAGUAAUGACCAAAUGGUUAUGUCUGUGAAUGAAAAGAUAACCACUGAUACAACAAGUGGUUACAAAUUGUUUGGAGUUGAUAAGAUGAAUCCACCAGAGACGAAAGAUCUCCUUGGACAAAUUGACUUAUAUCAAAAAGUUAAAAUUUCUAGAAUCUCCGAUGAAGAAAAAAUUGAACAAGUCCAAACUCCAGCAUCAUCAAAGAUAUCCAAAGCAAGCAAAUCAAUUCUAGUAGAAGUCGUAUCAAGGUUCGAAUGCAAGGUGUAGCUAUAGGAAGAGCUGUGGAUUUAACUGUUCUUGAUGGAUAUACCCAAUUAAUUAAUGAACUAGAAUCACUUUUGAUCUCAAAGACGAGCUGCGUACGCGCAAUCAGUGGGACAUAGUUUUUGUAGAUGAUGAAGGAGAUAUCAUGCUUGUUGGAGAUGAUCCAUGGAUUGAGUUUUGCAAUAUUGUGAAGAAAAUAUUCAUACGCUCCAAAAAGGAAAGUCAAGAUAAUGAGAUCGAAAAAACAAAUUCUCUAAAGGUGGCUCAACACUGAAAACAACAACAAACAACAACAACUUUUUAAUUUUAAUUUGAUUUUCCACCUCUUUGCUUUUAUCUCAAAAUAAAUACUUUUCAGUGUUGUCAUGUUUUUUCUAUUUCGUUUAUGUG
Molecule: messenger RNA, 1071 nt
Organism: Thlaspi arvense
Lineage: Eukaryota; Viridiplantae; Streptophyta; Magnoliopsida; Brassicales; Brassicaceae
Source: the annotation of a GenBank genome assembly